Lolium perenne is the source of this 1213-nucleotide messenger RNA. RefSeq names its product cysteine-rich repeat secretory protein 55. Lineage: Eukaryota; Viridiplantae; Streptophyta; Magnoliopsida; Poales; Poaceae. The record is from RefSeq and is a predicted model, not a curated record.
AUGACAGUAUGACACAAUCAACAAUAUCUCUCUGUACUAGCUAGUGUAACACAACACUAAAGCUUAGCACACCAUGGCAUUUCGCAGAGCGUGCAGCGGCUGGCUGCUCCUCGCCGCCAUGGCUUUGCUCCCUCUGGCUAUGGGCAUGACCAUGGACCCCAUUGGCAGUUACUGCGCCGGAACCAGCUACAAGGGCAGCGGCAAGGCCAGCAUCAACUCCGUCCUGACGGACCUCGUCGUCAAGGGCUCCACGGGAGGCUUCGCCACGUCCUCCGCCGGCAAGGAUAAGAACCUCGUCUACGGCCUCGCGCAGUGCCGCGGCGACGUAUCUGCCAGCGACUGCUCCGCCUGCCUCGCCGACGCCGCCAACAAGCUCCCCGCCACCUGCAGCUACCAAUCCGACGCCAGAAUAUGGUACGACUACUGCUUCGUGCGCUACAGCAACACGGACUUCGCGGGGCAGACGGACACGGGCGCCGGCGUCAUCCUGGUGAACGUGCAGGCGGAGGACACUGACCCCAAGGAGUUCGGGAAGGCGGUGGGGAUGGUGAUGGGCAAGACGGCGGCGCAGGCGUCGGCGGCGGGCAGCGCGGGGCUCGGCAGGGCCAAGGACCAGUACACGCCGUUCGUCACCAUCUACGGCCUGGCGCAGUGCACGCGGGACCUAGCGCAGCUGGCGUGCGCCCAGUGCGUCUCGACGGCGCUGUCCAAGUUCGGCGACUUCUGCGGCGCGCAGCAGGGCUGCCAGAUCAACUACAGCACCUGCAGGGUGCGCUACGAGAUCUACCCGUUCUACUUCCCGCUCGACGGCACCGGCGGUCAGGCCACCACCGACAUGACCAAGUACACCAAGAUCGUCGUGCACCCUUAACAACGUACAGAACUCCCAGCACUUUCUGUUGUGCAUCAUGCGAGAGAAGUAUACUAUCCGUGGUAUUUGAGCUGCAUGCACUUAGUACGUGCGCCGGUACGUAAGGUUGUAGCCAGCGCGUGCUUCAAUUGGGAACUAGUCUAUAUAUGGAAUUAUAUAGACACAUUUUAGUUAUAGACAUCCGUAUCUACAGAAAGUUGAGCAACUUAUUUUGAGAUGGAGGGAGUAUUUUUAAUAGACAUAACUUCAAAGUACUGAAAAUAGUACACCUAACCCUCUGGGCUCAAACCAUAUGCAGAAGCAACAUGUUUUUUCAGCAAUAUCUAGAGAGUUAUACUAAUA